This is a messenger RNA of Cladophialophora yegresii CBS 114405, 1077 nucleotides long. RefSeq lists its product as uncharacterized. NCBI's taxonomy places the organism in Eukaryota, Fungi, Ascomycota, Eurotiomycetes, Chaetothyriales, Herpotrichiellaceae. The coding region runs from base 1 to 1077 and encodes 358 amino acids. The record is from RefSeq and is a predicted model, not a curated record. The transcript is spliced from 2 exons.
AUGUCCCAUUCAAUCCUCCUGACCGGCGUGUCGGGCUACCUCGGCGGCAGUCUCCUAGCCCAGGUAGGCAACGCCCUCCCAGCACACAAAUACAAAAACCUCUACGCCCUAGUCCGGACGGACUCGCAGGCCUCGGCCGCCCGGGACCAUGGCGCCACCCCCCUGCGCUUCGACGUCAAAGACGCAUCCGCGGUGAAGGCGGCCCUCCUCGAGCACGAGAUUACCGUGGUCUUCUUCCUCAUCGACGCCCUCACGGCCACGACGCAAGCGCACUUCAUCGACGCCCUUGCCAGCGUGAAGGCCGAGUUGGGCGGUGGCGUCGAUGUCCACUUCCUCCACACCAGCGGCGCCAAGAUCUUCUCCAGCCACGCGGGCGCCCCGACCGAGGGCCCCCUCUUCGACGACGACCCGGCAUUAUACGACGUGCAGAAGGGGCAGAAGCCGAUCAUUCCGCUCCUGCAAUCGGCCAUUGACGCCAACAAUAUCGUCGUCGAGCGCGCCAACGCGCAAAAUGUGCGCUGCUACAUCUUCGUGCCGUGCAUCGUGUACGGUCCCGGCCGGGGGUUCGGGAACCGCAUCUCCAUCCAGACCGUCGCGAUCGUGAAAGCCGCGCGCGCCGCGCGGAGGGUAUAUUCAGUGGAUGAACCACCCUCGAGUGCGACCUGGCCUGUGUGUCACGUUGAUGAUAAUACGGGGCUGUAUCUCGCGUUGCUGGAUGCGAUUCUCGCUGAGAAGGACCCCGCGAGCGGUAAGAAGGGCUAUUACCUUGCCUCGUCGGGGAGUGUGGUGUGGGGGGACCUGUACGCGGCGAUGGCGCGGCGGUUGGCAGAACGGGGCGUCGUUGAUUCUGGGGACGUUGUUCCCGCGGAAGGGGACGCGGAUGUGCUCACGACGAUGGGACGGGGGCUGGGAUGUCCGCCGGCGUUGGUCGGGUUGAUGUUAGGAGGAAGAUGCACAUUCACGGCUCGGCAUGCUGGCGCGGAACUCGCGUGGACGCCGCGGUUCAAGGCAGAGCAUAUCCUCGAGACGGCCGCCGAGGAGGUUGAUUUGAUACUGGGAAAUCUGGCAGAGUCGUGA